Serinus canaria (Common canary) is the source of this 1284-nucleotide messenger RNA. RefSeq names its product selenoprotein I (gene SELENOI). The transcript is spliced from 10 exons. NCBI's taxonomy places the organism in Eukaryota, Metazoa, Chordata, Aves, Passeriformes, Fringillidae. Gene Ontology annotation, biological process: phosphatidylethanolamine biosynthetic process. Gene Ontology annotation, molecular function: ethanolaminephosphotransferase activity. The coding region runs from base 133 to 1284 and encodes 383 amino acids. The record is from RefSeq and is a predicted model, not a curated record. Gene Ontology annotation, cellular component: Golgi apparatus; endoplasmic reticulum membrane.
GGCCGAUGCGGCGGCGGCGGCACCGGGAGCAGCGGGAACGGCCCCGGGAACAGCGGGAGCAGUGGGAACAGCGGCACCGGGAGCGCCGGUAGCACUGCGAACGGCCGCAGCGGCAACAGCAGGAGCGCCAGCAUGGAGUACGUGAGCCCCGAGCAGCUCGCUGGCUUCAGCAAGUACAAGUACAGCGCCGUGGACAGCAACCCCCUGUCCCUGUAUGUCAUGCAUCCCUUCUGGAACACCAUCGUGAAGAUCUUCCCUACCUGGCUGGCCCCAAAUUUGAUAACGUUUUCUGGCUUCCUGCUGCUUGUCUUCAACUUCUUCCUCAUGGCAUACUUCGACCCUGACUUUUAUGCUUCUGCUCCUGAUCACCAGCACGUUCCAAACGGCGUGUGGAUCGUGGUGGGGCUCCUCAACUUCAUGGCCUACACGUUAGAUGGUGUUGAUGGGAAGCAGGCACGCCGGACCAACUCCAGCACCCCCCUGGGAGAGCUCUUUGACCACGGCCUGGACAGCUGGGCCUGUGUGUACUUUGUGGUCACCGUGUACUCCACCUUCGGCCGGGGCUCCACCGGCGUCAGCGUCUUCGUGCUCUACCUCCUGCUGUGGGUGGUCUUGUUUUCCUUCAUCCUCUCCCACUGGGAGAAGUAUAACACAGGGAUUCUCUUCCUGCCCUGGGGAUAUGACGUCAGCCAGGUGACCAUUUCAAUUGUCUACAUAGUGACAGCCUUUGUGGGAGUUGAGGCCUGGUAUGCACCUUUCCUGUUUAAUUUCUUAUAUAGAGACCUAUUCACUGCAAUGAUUAUUGCCUGUGCCCUCACUGUGACCCUGCCCAUGAGCCUGUACAACUUCUACAAGGCCUAUAAGAAUAACACCUUGAAGCACCACUCUGUGUAUGAAAUCCUGCUGCCCCUGGUGUCCCCGGUGUUGCUGUUCCUGCUCUGCACCACCUGGAUCUUCCUGUCCCCCACUGACAUCCUGGAGGUUCAGCCCAGGCUCUUCUAUUUCAUGGUUGGAACAGCCUUUGCCAACAUCUCUUGCCAGCUGAUCGUGUGCCAGAUGAGCAGCACACGGUGCCAGCCCCUCAACUGGAUGCUGCUGCCCAUCGCGGCCGUGCUGCUCCUGGUGGUGUCUGGGCUGGCUCCAGGCAGUGAAACGCUCCUGCUGUACCUGCUGACAGCCUUCCUCACCCUAGCACACAUCCACUACGGAGUGGUCGUGGUGAGCCAGCUGAGCAGGCACUUCAACAUCCGGCCCUUCUCCCUACGGAAGCCCACUCCGGACUGA